AUGAAUGGAGUAUGUACCAUUACCGACUCUUUAGUACGAGAACAUUUACUUCUACGUGGUCUGUACAAUGCGCUCAAAGCAUUUGAUCAAGAUUCAAGAUCCGGAAAGGAUUUGAAACUACAGGUCGAUAGAUUUGUUGCUGAUACAUUAGCUGCCGUCGAUAAUCUUGAUAUAGACGUGCUCAAAUCUUUAUGGGAUCUGUGGAAGUCGAAAGUCUUCAAUAUAUUGUCAGGUGUGAGUCCAUGGCUAUAG
Molecule: messenger RNA, 252 nt
Organism: Haemonchus placei
Lineage: Eukaryota; Metazoa; Nematoda; Chromadorea; Rhabditida; Trichostrongylidae
Source: the annotation of a GenBank genome assembly